CAUGGGCGGCGAUGCUUCUGGAGUUCUGGUAAGCGUGUGCUCCUAUAAAAGCCUCAUUCUCUUGGCAUCCCAGGCUCCCUUGCCUCAGCCGCAAGAAAAGCAGCAGCAGCCAGCAGCACAGGGUCCCUUUCCUUGCAUUCUUCCUCGAGGGAAUCGUCGUCUUUGGCAUCGGUGUUGCCGGCCGGUUCAGCCGAUCGAUCGGGAGUCGGGACCAUGCAGCGCAGCAACUCGUUCGGCACGUCGUGGGCGGACCAGUGGGACUACGGCGGCGACCCGAGCCCGCGCGCGCGCGGCCGGCAUGACGGCGGCGGCAAGAAGCAGGGCGGCGUGGAGAAGACCAAGGCGGCCGCGGUGACGGGGCUCAAGAAGGUGAAGGAAGGCACCGCCAGCGGGUUCCAGUGGAUCAAGGACAAGUGCCAGAAGAAGGGCGGCGGCGGCAAGAAGCAGGGCGCCCAUGAGGGCUCCGGCAUCGCCGGGUACUAGCUAGCUGCUAGCUAGUCUCUGUUUCGAUUCGAAGCCUAUUCUUUGGUUAAUAAUAGGCGGUUUCUGUUCGUUUCUUCGUUCGGUCCUUCCUUGUGUCGUCCAUGUGUAUACUGUUGGAUGGAUGUACUGUCGAACCCUUCGUGUAGAUUACUGUUUGGAUUUCAGCUAUUGAUGAUUGGUUUAUUGUUUGCAAA
Molecule: messenger RNA, 677 nt
Organism: Sorghum bicolor (sorghum)
Lineage: Eukaryota; Viridiplantae; Streptophyta; Magnoliopsida; Poales; Poaceae
Exons: 1
Coding region: 214-483 (89 amino acids)
Source: RefSeq, a predicted model, not a curated record